AUGGUCACCUGCGGUCAUUCACCAGUAAAAGAGACUGAGAAAACGUUGAGUCCGGCACCUGGCACUGUUGAAUGGGUUGUUGCUCUUCUUCGGAAAGAAGUUCAGAUUUUGAUGAAAGGCGGAAAAGAAGACAAUCCAAUGGUGGUUGAGAAGAUUGAAGCACGUGUCCAACUCUGCCUGUGUUGGGAAAACGACGCAACAAUCAUCUAUGUAACUACGAUACAGCACAGAUCCAUAGGUGUCGGCAUGGGAGUUGCCAUUAUGAUGCAAAACGCCGGUUCUUUUGUUGGUGCUCCUGCUCCUUCUACUGACCUUUCCUCAAUACAUGCUCAGAUCCGACGAGCAAAGGCUGAAGGAAGAACAGUAACUAUGGUAAACGGGGCAUUAUAUUUCGACUACCAAAUUGUUGCAAAAAUCCCUCCACACUUCGACAUCGGUCUGUGA
Molecule: messenger RNA, 444 nt
Organism: Necator americanus (New World hookworm)
Lineage: Eukaryota; Metazoa; Nematoda; Chromadorea; Rhabditida; Ancylostomatidae
Exons: 5
Coding region: 1-444 (147 amino acids)
Source: RefSeq, a predicted model, not a curated record